AUGAAAAAUAGAUUUUAUAAUUUCAUAAGUAAAAGAUUAUAUACUCGUAGUGGUGGCUUAAGAAAGCCUCAAAAAGUGACUAACGACCCAGAAAGUAUUAAUAGAAAAGUAUACUGGUGUUUUGAACAUAAACCUGUAAAAAGAACAAUUAUUAAUUUAAUCUAUUCACAUAAUGAAUUGAAAAUAUUCUCUAAUUUGUUAAAUCAUCCUACAGUUGGUAGCUCGUUAAUACAUGAAUUAUCUCUCGAUGGUCCUUAUACUGGAUUCUUUCCUUCUAACGAAGCCAUGAAAUUAAUAAAUAUAGAAAGUUUCAAUAAAUUAUAUAACGAUGAAAAUAAAUUAUCAGAAUUUGUUUUAAAUCAUGUUACGAAAGAGUAUUGGCUCUAUAGAGAUUUAUAUGGCUCAUCAUACCAACCGUGGUUAAUGUAUAAUGAAAAAAGGGAAGCUCCAGAAAAAUUAACAAAUUUAUUGAAUAAUGAUUUAAUAGUAAAAAUUGAAGGAGAAUUUAAAGAUUGCAAUCAUUCAAUAUAUUUAAAUGGUUCAAAAAUUAUAAGACCAAAUAUGAAGUGUCACAAUGGCGUUGUGCAUAUAGUAGAUAAGCCCAUCAUUUUUUAA
Plasmodium adleri (nom. inval.) is the source of this 615-nucleotide messenger RNA. RefSeq names its product heme detoxification protein. The record is from RefSeq and is a predicted model, not a curated record. Lineage: Eukaryota; Apicomplexa; Aconoidasida; Haemosporida; Plasmodiidae. Bases 1 to 615 code for a protein of 204 amino acids. The transcript is spliced from 3 exons.